AUGUCCAGCACAAGUUCGCAGGAGGAGCAAGCCAUUGCCAUGGAGGCCGCUGAGACCAUGGGGACCCAGUACUCCUCUCCAGUCAGCAUGGUCGAUGCCGACGCGAACACUGACAUCCCCAAGGACAAUCGACUUAUCCGCCUUCGACACAGUCGCCAGGAGGGAGCGUGGGUCCUCGUUAAAUUUGAUCCUUGCCACGUCAGAGCAGCUCAUCGGGGAACGUUCAUUGAUGCUCCGCGGCAGACAGGGCAGUCGUUCCACGAUGUCGUUCAGGAUGGCAAGGACGAGGCUCUCAUCUCGUCUCUUUGCCUUGGGGCGGCCGCUCCAGAAUAUGUAAUCUGCGCCCACCUCCUCCAGUUGGCUUUUUUUCAGAAAAAGGUCUCACUGAGUGCAGCGAUGUACACUUUGUAG
Spirometra erinaceieuropaei is the source of this 411-nucleotide messenger RNA. The record is from the annotation of a GenBank genome assembly. Lineage: Eukaryota; Metazoa; Platyhelminthes; Cestoda; Diphyllobothriidea; Diphyllobothriidae.